This is a messenger RNA of Cladocopium goreaui, 5378 nucleotides long. The record is from the annotation of a GenBank genome assembly. Lineage: Eukaryota; Dinophyceae; Suessiales; Symbiodiniaceae.
AUGGAGAAUCUGGGUGCCAUGCCGAAACUCCGUGAACUGAAGUUGGAUGCCUGCCAGAUUUCUCGUAUCGAGGGCCUGGAGAAAUGUCCAAGUUUGGUGAAUCUUCAUUUGGAAGACAACGAGAUCGUUUGCGUGGAAGGCUUGGAGAAGCUCUUUUCCCUGGAAACCUUGAACCUGGAGAGAAACAAGAUACGAAGGCUCGGACGUGGCUGCGUGAAACUGACAAAACUAAAAGAGCUGCGUUUGGCCUACAACGAGCUGAGCACAUUGGAUGGUUUGCAGGGUCUUGGAGCUUUGGAGGUGCUUGAUGUGAGCCAGAACAAAUUGGAUGCGGUGAGCGCAGAGCAUUUGAAAGGUCUUGGGAAAUUGGAUGAGUUGCUUCUCUCAGGAAACCGCUUGUCAAACCUGAGCUUUUUGAGUGCUCCCGGCCGGCUCUCAUCCUUGGACAUCUCCGAGAAUGGCCUGAAAUCUCCAGCAUUCAAAGGUUUUCCAAGCCUUCCGCUGUUGUCAGAGUUCAUGCUGGCUGGCAACUAUUUGGAGGAGCUGCCUCCAAAUAUCGUCACGUGUUGUCCUACACUUGAGAUUUUGGACAUCUCCAGAAAUUUGAUCUCAACGCCUCUAGAGGUGGAGAAGCUCAAAUCUUUGUCCAGUCUCAAGGAGCUCUGCAUACAGGGCAACCCGAUGACAGAGUCCGACGAUUUUCCGAAGGCUUUAUGCUCAUUGGAAGGAUUGGAGUACUUGGAGAACAGGCAAUUUGUUCCACCCAAAGAGAUCAUGCUGGAGGACGGUGAACAGGGUGCUACCUUUGGCUUGACCAAGGUGGAGGCCAAAUCAAGCCCUUCCAGACCAGGAACGGCCGGAGGUGAAUCUUUCAGCCGUCCUGGUACAGCUAGUCGACCUGGCACGGCUUCCAAAGAGGGGGUCCAGCAACCCUUGAUGCAUGCCUUGCCAAAGACACGCAAGUGCGCCAGUUCUGAGCAGGUGACUGCCUGGGAGCAGCAGACACUUUGUAGCCUUAAAGCCAUCAUGAAGCAGGUCGAGAAGACCACCUCGCAGGUGGAUCAUGAUCUGCAGGAGAUGCACAGAUAUGUCAAGAAGGCCAGAGAUGCUAAUCUGCGCUACGAGUACCAAGUGGGUUGCAUGGAAGCCGAAUCCAUUCCCGAAGAGGAGGACGCCACACAUCGGUAUGAUUAUGGCUAUAGGAGCCACCUCCACCGGGCCGGGCCAGUCAGAAGCUUCGGCAGGCGAGUUGCCAAGACGUUGAUUGAAACCGCAUGGUCUUGUGGGACGGACAAGGAGAAACAGGGUCCAGGAUUUAAGAGUCUCGCAGAAGAUGAGAAGCCGGAACCACCGAAGAUCUCUUCCCACCUUUUCGUGGGUUUCCGCUUACUAUUGAUUUGGCUUCUUCACCUGGUGGAUUUCUCCACUGAUAUAUGGGUGGCAGUUAUCCUGCAGGAAGAAGGUCGCAGCGUUCUGUUCACAGUUUCCGUGGUGUUCUUGGUGAUACCAACUCUAUUGCGUUGGAUGCUUGCCAGCUUCAGCAUGAAUCCUUGCACGCCUGACUUCUUGUGCUUGCGAGAUGAAAAUCCACCGCUUUACCCCCAGCUGGCCUAUGUACCCAUCUUCGGCGAAUUGGUGUUGAUUGUGAACGCCAUGGCUUGGCAUCGGAAGUAUGGAGAUCGGACAGAGCUUAACAUGGCACAGGAAGCAUCAGAUGUGACUGGAGCUUUAAUGUUCUUGCGUUUGCUGGAAGGAGCUUUUGAAGCCAUGCCCCAAACCAUUGUCCAGGGUAUCGUCUUGUACGAGGACUUGACCUCCAGCCACGUUCGCUUCAUCCAAUGGCAGUCCUUCAUUGUGUCCUUCGUGGCCCUGGGCACAAGCUUCGCCAGCGUAGCAAUGCAUCGUCAGAGGGACAAGUGGAAGGAAGAGACGAAACACAACAAGAAAAAGAAGAAGGUGGAGACCAGUUGGGAGGUGAUCAAAGGCUUUUGCCUCAUGCUCUUCUUGGGAGUGGACAGUUUUCUGCGAAUGAACUCCAUCGCUUCUGUGCUUUACAGUCCUUAUGCUAUUUGGUUUCCUCUUUACAUCGCGGUGGCCUACGCUGGUUUGCCUUUGCUCGUCGUGACAGGGACCAUGAUCUUCGUGAACUGCUGCGACAAGGAGCAGCAGGGCCAGGUUUCUUGCUGUGGGCACCUGGCCAUCCUUGGGAUCAUGUACUGUGGCACCCUGCUGAUGUCAAGCCUGGCUUUCCUCAUACCUCUAGAUUUGGUGAUGUGCUGGAGCUUUCCCCCGUUUUCUAUUCUGCGACUCUUCGAACACCUUGCCAUGGCUGUCUUGAGUUUUUGGGUCGCCGCACCCUUGACCUGGGUACCUUUGGCAUUGUGGUUUGUAUCUGCUGUUGUAAUGAUCCCCGCUCGGAUGAUGCUCGAACUGCCCUGUGGUGAAGAGGUCUUCGGCAAGUUCAUCCCCAAGAUCCGUUGGCGAAGAAACCUCCCACGUGUACAUCCCGAGGACUCCCAGCAGGCAGAGGAAGCUGAGAUUGCAACGUCCAGCUGGAAGAUGAAGGUGCGAGAGCUGAGCUAUCGAGGCUUUACAAUCGCUCGCUUGUUGGAUUUCUGCGAAGUGCUAGGCUCUACACAAGUGAUGCCUCACUUCGACGCAACAAAGACCACCACGAAUGAUGUGGUGCGACAGGUCAUCAUUCCUUGGAGUCGACUGGAUGGCGGCUGGGAAGACUUGAAGAAUGGUCAUGGGCAGCUUAGAAGUGAAGGUCGUGCCAUGGUCGGCUGUAUGGAAGCUACUCGACAACAGCCGUCCAUCAUGGUGACGCACAACUGGGACAACCUCUUCUCUCACUUGGCUGCUUCGACCUUGGCAAGCGCCCUGAACUUCUUCACCUUUGACAAUGUCUUGAAAAUGUUGGCCACUCCAACAGGGAUUCAGGAGUUGAGACGCUAUUGCUACUCUUCAGGAUGUUUGCGGUCGACGGUCUGGAUUUGCUCUUUCUCUAUCAAUCAGCAUGCAAGCAUUUGCGCCGGCUUUGGAGCACCUCCUGAAGACCCCGAGGCUUUUGCAAAGUUUGACGCAAAGCGCCGUGACUCUGUCACCAAGAAGAUCUACCGCACAUGCACCUGCGAAACCACGAAAUACUUCAACGAUGCUCGCGACCUGUGCGAGUUGAACAAGUUUGAUGCCAUGAUGCAUGAUCUCAGCCAGUCCAGUGCAAAGUUCCGCCAGGCCGUUGCUGUGGACGUUUCAUUGCAGCUCUUUAGCCGUGCCUGGUGUGUAGCAGAGCUGGUGGAAGCAAGACGCUUGGGGCUGCAACAGCAGUUGGUGGUCUACAGUCGCAACAGCGUUUCUGGCGAGAAGACUUUAGCCCUAAAAAAGAUCCGUGUCCAGAACUGCCAAGCCUCACGGCCCGAAGACGUGGAAGAAAUCUUGGCAAAGAUUGAUGACAAGGACAAGUUCAACAAAGAACUGCAGGGAGCUCUCUUCGAUGACAGCGACAGUCUCUUCAAGAAACUCUUUGAAAGUCAACUGAACAGGAGAGUGGCAGAGACGCGUCCUGCGCGUCCUGCGCAUCACGUACCACCUCCGCCCAAAAUCGUAGAGGUGAAGAGCCUCCAGUCGCCAUCAAAAGCAGCUGUCCGCGCAGCCCAAGCUGAUGAAGUUGAAGAGGUGCCAGUUGACACUGCAGCGGAAGUGGAGUCGAUCGCAGAUCCUGAGUUGCCUGAGAUAGAAGAGGAAGAAGAGGUGGUGCAAGUGCUCCAAGCUCGUGGCCUUCAGGGCCGACCACCGGCUGGAAAACCAGGCACCGAGCUCCGCGUCCAACGCCGUGCUGCACGGCGCGCCAACUCGGCCAAGGGCCGAAGUGUGGGGCCACGAGGUCCAUAUCCGAGGCUGCCCAGUCCUGGCCUCGAUGUGAAUCCACCUGGCAGUGGGCCGUCGACAAAGCUUGGAGCAUUUUCAGGUCCUGGCGCUGUUGGCUACCCUGGAAGCUGUUCAGGAAAUGCCAGGGAUUUCCGUUCAGAUUUCCGUUCUCGUGGACCUCCUUUACCUUGGCAGGAUGAGAUCCGAAUCGGUGGUCGAGAUCGUGAGCUGCGACAUGCCGAGAAGCUGCACGAAAAGGAACGGCAGCUGCGGGAUCCAUUCAACCAGGACAAUGCAGCGUCCAAAGCAACUGCGCCCUUUAUGACAACCAAGGCGAGGGGCUGGUACCAACGCAGCACCACCAACACAGGAAAGACCAUCAUGACCUCUGGUGGAGGGCCUCGGAUGCAGGUUGGCUACGGUCGCCGGGUGAAUCCGAACGCCAACAACUUCCGUGGUGGGAAGACCUGGAAUGACUUGGAGGGUGAGGGAUUUGUCCUUUUGCUGCUAGGAACUGGCACAGUUGACUCACUUUCCUUUGUUCGAUUGAUCCUGGCUUACAGCGUUGAGCAACUCUGCAACCUGCGAUCCUCUUCUCACGGCCGCAGGAAAGGAUUGACCAUGGUUCCCGAGGCUUUGGCGGUCAUGAGUUGGCGUGGCCCACCAUGCAGGGUCAACACGCAUGAGGCGCUAUCUUUUGGAGCCCAAGACAUGGAGCGAGCCCGCCUGAUGAAGGUCAUUCAGGGUGCUUGGAUGAAUAUGGAUUGCCCAAGUGAGAGGUAUCUCGUGGUUGGUCAUCAUGUGAUUCGAAACGACCUUCAAGGAUGUCGGCGCUUUUCCCUCCACUGGGAUCCUGGAAGGAGACAGCUUCAAUGGGGAACACAGAGCAGGCUGUACCUUGCCUGCCUCGGAGAGGGAAUGGUGGCUUGGGUACCUUUGAGGAACACUUCGAGGGCUUGGAGAUGGCAGCGGGCGGCUCCCAUGGCAAUGUCGCCUCGGGUUGUGUCAGCGUGGUCAGGACCUUCAAUGCGGUCUCAUCACUUGGUGCAGGCUGACAGCUUCAGCGGCUACGGCCCUUGGCGAAGGCCUUAUUCUAUGCGAAGAUGGGACUGCGAAGGGCCUGGCUGGUUCGGCGGUUGGGGCUUCUCACCGCGACGAAACCGCAGCUACAGUCGCAACUUCGGGCGAAAUUCAGGUUUUCAAGAUCACGGCUCCCGACUGGCAUGCGGACUCUCCAGUGCAGAGGUGUCUGAUUUGCUCUUCCGAGAUAUCACGCCGGAAGACUAUGAGAUCCUUCUUCGGUUGGACGACACUGUGUCCAGGCCAACCGCCAGUGCCUCCAGCAUUGACAGUUUGGAGAAGGCCUCAGGAAAGGACCUGCUCGGGGAGAGCUGCUCGGUCUGCCUGAUGCUUUUUGAAGAGUCCGACGUGGCGGCGGUCUUGCCUUGCCGGUCUUGCCCGGCCAGUCUUGGGGGUUGGUUUGGGUUUCCGGGAUAGCAUUGUCUAAC